Messenger RNA from Diospyros lotus (date-plum), 1111 nucleotides. RefSeq names its product transcription factor GHD7. Gene Ontology annotation, molecular function: protein binding. NCBI's taxonomy places the organism in Eukaryota, Viridiplantae, Streptophyta, Magnoliopsida, Ericales, Ebenaceae. The transcript is spliced from 4 exons. Gene Ontology annotation, cellular component: nucleus. Bases 92 to 844 code for a protein of 250 amino acids. The record is from RefSeq and is a predicted model, not a curated record. Gene Ontology annotation, biological process: regulation of flower development.
GAAGGCUCAAGUGUAAACUGCCAGCCAGCCAGGCAGCCAGCCAGCCAGAACAUACUUGGCUCCCAAUUACACUUUCUUUCUACUCUCUUCAAUGUCUUCCAUUCCUCACUUCCACUCUGACCACAUCUUCUGUAAUGAAUUCUGUGAAUUCCCAAACCCUUUAUCAGGCGGCAGCACUGGCGGUGCUCCUCCAAUGUGGGUAGAUCAAAGCUUACCCAUCUUUGACAAUGGAGCUCUUGACGUGGUGCCACAGCAGCCUGACUUCACAUCAUUUUCCAUGACACCAUUCCUGGAGCACUUCGGGGUCUCCGACAUGGCGGUUCCUGUGCUGCCCGAGCUCAAAGCCGGGUUGCCUGACAAUAUCUCUGGAAGUCGAAGCUUUGAUUCAGCUUCUGGAUACUACAGGGAUGUGUGCGAGCUGGGGGAGGAAUAUUGCAAUGGUUUUGUUCAAGAUUUCCACUCUGUUUAUCCUGCUUCCAAUGAUAACUGGGGUUUUCAAGUUAGCACUCAAGUGCCAGUACUGGAAGAAACCAGUAUGAAGGUUGGAAAGUACUCGGUUGAAGAAAGGAAGGACAGAAUUCUAAGGUAUCUGAGGAAGAGAAAUCAAAGGAACUUCAACAAAACUAUCAAGUAUGCAUGCCGCAAGACCCUAGCUGACAAGAGGGUUCGAGUUCGGGGAAGAUUUGCCAGAAACAACGAACCAUGCGAAGGAGAAGCAGCAACCAAGAAGAACAAUAAUCUUUAUGAGGACAUAGAAUUUUGCAACAAUGAAACUGUCAAGAUUGAUCACGACAGGGAGGAUUGGCUACAAGACGCGAUCGCGAGUCUCAUGUGUUUGCCUUAGAUUUCUGGGUGACAACAGAAAUUAAUGGAGCCAUUGACAAAAGGAGAAACUAAUAGACCAGAUUCAUGGUAUUGAAGCAUUUACCGAAGCUUUUACGUGAUUUCAAAAAAUGUAACAUCCAUAAACCAUUGCUUGUUCUAUAACUAACUUGGUUACUGUUUACAUGUUUCGACCAGUUAUGAAGAUCAAUGCCUAGUGAUGAUUAAUUAGUGAAGCUAAAGUGUAUAUAUUGGCAAAUAUUUCGAAUAUUUAUGUGACUUCUUGACA